CCGAUCAAAGCCAAUAAAAUAAUUUUACGUUAAUCGUGUUUUAUUAUGUUAUUUUCAUGUUUGUAAGUGAUAAAUUAAGUUACGUGUUUUCGUUUUAUUUUAUUUUGAGUUUAUAAUGUCUGAUGUCGAAGAGCCACCGACGAAGAUGUCGAAAUUUGAAGAGGAAGAAUAUUUAGAGCCUGAAGAAGAAGAAGGUUUGGAGGAGGGUCAAGAAGAGUGGCUCAGUGAGGGAGUGCUCACUGACGAUGACUACGUUCAAAAUACUGAACAAGGUCAAUUAAAAGCAGAGGUAUCAAUGGACGGUUCCCAAGAAACUUUAGAAGAGCUGGACAACUUAGUGACAAUAGAUGGGACGGAAAUUAACGUUGCCAUGGCAACGGAGGAAGAACAGAAAGAGAGCAAUCUAACGGAGAACAUUGAGGAACAACUCAAUAACUUGGAGAGCUCGCAGAAUGGUGAAGAUCUUAACGAUGAGUUGGAUACAUUUUUGAUCAGAAAGAAUGAUGGUGUAAACAAAGCAAAUAAAUAUGAAUCUAAUAUGGACACGGAUAAACAGCGCGAGGACGAUGGGAAUGAUACGGAUGACUUGCUGCGCAUGUUAGGUGAAGAUAACCAAAAAAUUAAGAAGAAGACCCUCAAAGUUGUGAAGAGUGAGAAAGUUGAUGAUCACGGGUCUAGCGAUGAUGAUGACUUCGUGUAUGAGCGUAGCCAAGUGAAGACCUUGAAACUAGCAAAGAACGCCUUAAUAAAGAGACCAGCAACGAAGGCUGUUCCCGAGGAUAUGAGUGAUGGAGACGAUGAGAGCGAUCAGUCGUCUGACGAAGGUUCGACAGUGCAACGAAUGUUCGAAAUGCAAGCAGCGGCAUCUAGCGGCGGCAAAACGGAAACACAGAAGAAAAUUGUCAAACAUGUCGUUCAUAUCGACAAUAGGAAUCAAAAACAAGAUCAAAAACCACUCAAACAGCACACACAGCAAAAACAAGUUCAACAAAAACCUAAUUUUACGUCCAAUAAAUCUAACGUUAUUCAAAAACCGGUUUCUUCCACCCCGAAACCCAGUUUUGGGUCGCAGAAACCCAUUCUGAAAACCCCGAAACCUAUACCACAACUUUUAUCGAAGUUAAAUAAGUCAGUCGAGAUCAAAACUCCGGCGCCAUUCACGCCCUUGGAUAAGGUACAGAAGGAUAAAGUCCAGAAGCCUUCGUCUAAGCACGAAAGCCAGAAGAAUGACGAUUUUGAUGAUGUCAUCGAUGAAGAAGAAUUCUUGGAAGAAGACGAGUUUGAUCUCGAUGAGGAGGAGUUUGCAGAGCAGUCAGAAGGCGACACAUCGAAGAAGCAGCGGAUCAUGAAGCCAGAGGUCAUGGAUGAAGAGGUUCCCAGCGAUGCUGAGAGCAGAUCUGAAGAUGGGAGCCUUUACGAUGAACUUCCCUCGUCGGAUUCUGAAGAUCUAGACGACUGGUUCACCCUUGACAUCCGAGCUGAAAGAGCUGGAGAUUACUUGCCAUUGUUAGGUACGAAAGCAAGAGAACUCUUGUUAGCGGAGCGUCGUAGAGUCAGUUCUCGUGUAGCUACCCUACGCCAGAGCCUCUCGGCGCUGACUGACAGUGCGAGACGUCAAGCUGAUCAGUUGCGAGCGGCUGCCAUGGCUUUAGCAGAAAUUGACGAUACCUUAAGAGCCGCCUGACCUGAUGAAGACAGCCCAUAAUAGUCAAUCUUGGACUACAGGCUUUUUACAUAACAAUUUUUCCUAUUGGGAAAUUCGACCUUAUUAACACAGCCCUUGAUAGUCUUGCACUAUGACUCUUUUCGUUUUUCCAUUUGGGACCUUCCCAACACAUAUUCCAGAAACUUAAACUCCUCUGUACCAAGAUCUACAGUAGAUGCAACCAUGAAAACACCGAAACACCAAAGUCUAGCUUCCCAGGGACAUGUCAGAGUCUAAAUAUUUAUUUUCAAAAUACCCUUUUUAUUUUUGCUUAGGGGAAAAUCAUCUAAUGGCUUCUCCCGUCCAGAGUGAGGCGAGAGAGAGUGUCAGACUCUUACUGACUAAAAACCCC
This is a messenger RNA of Spodoptera exigua (beet armyworm), 2057 nucleotides long. The record is from the annotation of a GenBank genome assembly. NCBI's taxonomy places the organism in Eukaryota, Metazoa, Arthropoda, Insecta, Lepidoptera, Noctuidae.